AUGGCGAAUGCCUUUUGGGCCGAUUUCUCAUGGUGUAGUGAGAAGGACAAGUUUGAGGAGACCCAGAUGCCCAAAUCUUUUUUGGCAUCUAUCCUCCUGAUGUUUUCUGGUCAUUUUUCACCAUGCAUAACAAAGGCAUUCGCUGAAUCCCCUACAAGCGACACAUGUACGCAAUUUUCGCCAUUCAGAGGAAGGUGCCAGUCCAACGACCACUGCUUGGCAACAUUCACAUCCAUUUGGAGGGCACUGGCAUUGGAACUCCAGGCUUUCAAGUCGUCCGCAAAAUGUGGACAUGGACUCGCAAGAACGUCUUGUCUACUGGAAGAACGCCUUGAUCCAGCGAAGGAUUUUCCCUUGAAUCCCGUAAGACUCGAUUUUGCGGCGCCGGUCUCCAUUGGAGUUCCUCAAGGCUCCGUCUUGGGACCACUCCUGUUUCUGAUCUACGUCAACGACCUCCCAGACGUUCUUGCGAGUCCAUGUUUACUUUUUGCGGACGACUUGAAAGCCUGGAGUUCCGGUGCCAGUGCCCUCCAAAUGGGUGUAGACGCUGCAGAGCAUUGGUCGUUGGACUGGCACCUUCCUCUGAAUGAUGAAAAUUCCGGUGGAAUGGAAGUUCCGAGACGAGUAUUUUCGGAUUCAGAAGAUGAGCUCGAAAUGGAUUUCAAUCAUUCACCAAGCAGCUUUAGCGAGAGUGCUUCGUCUUACACACUGGACUCUGGAAUUAGCUCUGGUGUUCCCACAGGAUCUGAUAACAGUUGGUCACCGCUGGAAAUCGAUGCCGGUGAUGAAUAUUGGACUACCCCGACCGACGUCCUGUUUUCAUUAGAGGCUCAAAGUGUCUUGGUAAAUCAAGCUGUUUACUUGUUAUUGACAGCAGAGGGCACGUGCGUCACAAACGCUUCCGCAUAUUUGUUCCAUUUGUGCAGAAAUGGUUGUAGCAACAUACUGAUGCAAUCAUGCCCUGAGCUUCUGACUCACCUACUCGUCGUGGUUCGUUCGAGUUCUCGGCAUGGAAUCGAGGUUCUCCAUUUUUUGAGUGGAAUCCUGCACUAUUUUUCACACACUGAAGACGGAGUCGAAUUUGUUUUGACCCGGGAGGGUCUGGAAAUAUUGUCUCACUUUUUGGAAAGUUCGAUCGAUUCGGUUUUAUACUAUACCGUCACGACCAUCCAUAACAUUUUGCUGGUUCAAAAGUCUUCACGGGAUCUGGUUCGAGGUUCGCAUAUCGUAAACCGUCUCAUUUACCUGCUCAAGUUUUCCGCAAGGCGUUGUACUGUUGAAUGUACUUCUACAGGGCGCACAAAAUGUUCCCCAGAGUACGGUCAGGUUAAUCCCAAAUUCCUCGCCAUAUUAUUUGAUUGUCUACAUAUCCUAGCCUAUGGACAUGAAGCAACGAAAAGAGCGUUUCUUGAUGGCGGUGGAGUUCGCUUUCUUCUGAGCUUGCUUGAAGAUACUAACUACGAAAAGCUUCUGUGGACGGGAACGAGGCUUAUGCGUGUUAUGUCAGCAUGGCUUCCUGCUAAGCUUUCAGUUCUAAGUGAAGAUAAAUCCCUGAGUUUCCUCAUCCGGUGUUUUGUUUGUGGGUCGCUACGAGUCAUUGCCAACGCACUGUGGACUCUGCGCAAUCUGUCAGAUGUUGCCGUUGACAAACUUGAACUCAGUGUGUUAAUGUCCGUCGUCGGUCAUUUGUUGUUACAGCUGCAACAUGUUGGUAUCAUAGGACCACCGAGUACUUCGGCUUCUGCUGGUGACUCCAGGGAUCAGCUAGCUUUGUCACAAUGCAUUCUUGGCAUUUUGGGAAACCUCACCUGUGGGAACGGUGCUGUCAAGUCACAUAUGGUUGAGCUCAACGGUGUCGAUCUGAUAUCCCGUGUCCUACAAUCAUCUCUAUCCUCAUUUGAUCCACGACCAAAACACACAACGAAAGAUCCAUCCAUCCCGGCCGAAAAUGCGCACCUAUGUGACUCCCUAUCAAGUUUGUCUCUUGAUGCUGUAUCCGUGUCCCCACCUCUUCGACUUCGGACUGCUUUUAUGCAGUCUACAUCGGCUGAACAAAGAGAACUUCCCCUCAACGACCAAAGUCUGUGUCCAUCACCUGGACACAAACCGGACUCCUUAUUUUCCUAUCACCAAGCGAAAGAAAUCCAUGAUCCAUCCUACUCAGUGGUCAAUCCCAACCAACUGAUGAUUAUCACCUCUCCCCCAUGCUCCAUCCCUAUUUCCAGUGCUCUUCGAACCACCACUUAUGGCCCCUCAUGCCCCUCACUCACUCCGGAUAUUCCACAUUCCAAAUUGAAUGCUACCUUAGAUCUUUUGGAAGCGGGUUUCCGUUGUCUGUCCCACCUUACUGCUGGACAUUCAAAGGUCUCUACAGCCGUAUCCCAUCUUUUUCAGUCCAGAGCAUCUGCCCAAAUGCUCAACGAUACAGUCAGUCACGUAUUUCUCCCCCUUCUAUCCCACUACACCACACCCUGUGACCCUAAUAUGUAUCCACCGAAACUUCAGCAACCCUCCACACCAGAGCCCAUAUCCCAACUACUGCAUGACACGCUCAACGGUGUCGAUCUGAUAUCCCGUGUCCUACAAUCAUCUCUAUCCUCAUUUGAUCCACGACCAAAACACACAACGAAAGAUCCAUCCAUCCCGGCCGAAAAUGCGCACCUAUGUGACUCCCUAUCAAGUUUGUCUCUUGAUGCUGUAUCCGUGUCCCCACCUCUUCGACUUCGGACUGCUUUUAUGCAGUCUACAUCGGCUGAACAAAGAGAACUUCCCCUCAACGACCAAAGUCUGUGUCCAUCACCUGGACACAAACCGGACUCCUUAUUUUCCUAUCACCAAGCGAAAGAAAUCCAUGAUCCAUCCUACUCAGUGGUCAAUCCCAACCAACUGAUGAUUAUCACCUCUCCCCCAUGCUCCAUCCCUAUUUCCAGUGCUCUUCGAACCACCACUUAUGGCCCCUCAUGCCCCUCACUCACUCCGGAUAUUCCACAUUCCAAAUUGAAUGCUACCUUAGAUCUUUUGGAAGCGGGUUUCCGUUGUCUGUCCCACCUUACUGCUGGACAUUCAAAGGUCUCUACAGCCGUAUCCCAUCUUUUUCAGUCCAGAGCAUCUGCCCAAAUGCUCAACGAUACAGUCAGUCACGUAUUUCUCCCCCUUCUAUCCCACUACACCACACCCUGUGACCCUAAUAUGUAUCCACCGAAACUUCAGCAACCCUCCACACCAGAGCCCAUAUCCCAACUACUGCAGCUGAUCAGAGCUUGGACAAUGGUGGUACAUAACGUUUACGCUACGUGCUGCGCGAAUGACUCUGGUUGUCCGCCGAACAGAAACAGAACUUCCCAUAAACGUCAUGCAAAGCCAUUGUUCUGUCAUCUCCGACGCAGCCUACGUUCAUUAAGUGAACAUCUCAGUCGGCUAGCUGAUUUGGUAAGUUGCCGUUGUUGCAUUUUUUCUCCGUAUUUUCCCGUGGAAUGUUAG
This is a messenger RNA of Opisthorchis viverrini, 3480 nucleotides long. RefSeq lists its product as hypothetical. Gene Ontology annotation, biological process: positive regulation of transcription by RNA polymerase II; cell adhesion. Bases 1 to 3480 code for a protein of 1159 amino acids. Gene Ontology annotation, molecular function: protein phosphatase binding; cadherin binding; transcription coactivator activity. NCBI's taxonomy places the organism in Eukaryota, Metazoa, Platyhelminthes, Trematoda, Opisthorchiida, Opisthorchiidae. The transcript has 6 exons. Gene Ontology annotation, cellular component: catenin complex; adherens junction. The record is from RefSeq and is a predicted model, not a curated record.